UAUUUUUAAGCAGACUGAAUAAGGCUGAAAUGAGAACUGUGGCCCAAAGGAUGCUAAGGACCUGCAACAAACUGUUUACAAGGAAGACCCCAAACGACAGCGCCGAAGCCCACCCGUCCAACAUUGAAACGGCCGCCCAGAUGGAGAACAUCCGGCAGCUGAACGACAUGGAGGCGACCCGGGCGUACGUGCGCCACGUGGAGGCGGCGGGCGAGCGCGCCCACCGCGGCGGCGGCUGGCUCCUGUCCAGCAUCGUGUGCGUCAACGUCCUCAUCCUGGGCUGCGCGCUGGUCAGCAGCAGCGCCUUCAACCGCGUGGCCAUCACGGCCGUCGACCGCCAGAUCUUCCUCAUGGUCCUCCUCGCCCUCACGGUGCUCUGGAUGCUCUUCUACGCCACAGUCACCUACCGGAAGAACAAAGACCUGGUGACUCAGGACAGCCACGCCGGGCCUGCGUGGCUCCGAGCUGGACUAGUACUGUUUGGCCUGCUCAGUCUGCUCAUGGACAUCUUCAAGAUGGCCAACUACAUUGGCUACCUCCACUGCGACUCCGCCGUCAAAGUGGCCUUCCCUGCCGUGCAAGCGGUCUUCUUAUUCGCCCAGACGUACUUCCUGUGGGUCCACGCGAAGGACUGCGUGCAGGUCCACACAAAUGUCACGCGGUGUGGCCUCAUGCUCACAUUCUCCACUAACCUGGUAGUGUGGAUGGCGGCCGUCACCGAGGAGUCGCUCCACCAAACGGGCGCUCCCCAGCCGAACCUCAGCAUCCCGUCCAAGAUGUACAGAGACAGUUACGACCAAGUGGUGAAGUGCAGCUGCAGUCACUCUGCGUGCAGCGCCUUCAAGGAGGCCUUCUACUACCUGUACCCCUUCAACAUCGAGUACAGCCUCUUCGCCUCGGCCGCGGCCUACGUGAUGUGGAAGAACGUGGGCCGCCUCGUGGACGACCGCGGCCACCGCAGGGCCAAGUUCCGUCCCAAGGAGGCGCUCGCGGGCCCCGUGAUCGGCCUCCUCCUCGUGGCGGCGGGCCUGGUGACGUUCAUCGUGUACGAGGUGGAGAUCACCCUGGAGGACGAGACCGUGCGCCGCAACGCCCUGCUCAUCCAUUUCGUCAUGAACGUCGUGAUCGUGAGCCUCAUGUGCAUCUCUACCGUGGCGGGCUGCGUGGUCUACCGGCUUGACCGCCGCGAGCACGUGUCCGAGAAGAACCCCAGCCGCAGCCUGGAUGUGCAGCUUUUGGUGGGGGCCUCCGUGGGCCAGUUCAUCAUCAGCUACUUCUCCAUCGUGGCGGCGGCGGGAACGGGGGCUCGGGACCCCCUGGACGCCCUCAACUUGUCCUGGGCCGUCCUCACGGUGCUGCAGCUGUGCCUGCAGAACUACUUCAUCAUCGAGGGCCUGCACCGCGAGCCCUUCCACGUCAUGCGGGAGGACGCUCAGCACACCAACGCGAGCGCCGUCACCAAUGGGCGGAAGUCCAGCUGCCUGCUGACGGCGGCCACGCGCCCGAACUGGAAGAGGAGAGUCUUGAAGGAAGUGUGCGCUUUUCUGAUGCUCGCCAACAUCAUCCUUUGGAUCAUGCCGGCCUUUGGCGCUCGGCCUCAGUUCGACCACACCGUGGAGAUCAAGUUCUACAAGUUCAGCAUGUGGACGGCCGUCGUCAACAUCGGACUCCCUUUCGGAAUCUUCUACCGCAUGCACUCGGUGGCCAGUCUCUUCGAGGUCUACAUCAUUUCAUAGUUCUCGCCCCCUUUUUUAAAAAUGUUUAAAAAUGUGUUAUAAAUAAA
Phycodurus eques (leafy seadragon) is the source of this 1783-nucleotide messenger RNA. RefSeq names its product otopetrin 2 (gene otop2). Gene Ontology annotation, molecular function: proton channel activity. The coding region runs from base 30 to 1736 and encodes 568 amino acids. Lineage: Eukaryota; Metazoa; Chordata; Actinopteri; Syngnathiformes; Syngnathidae. Gene Ontology annotation, biological process: proton transmembrane transport. The transcript is spliced from 7 exons. The record is from RefSeq and is a predicted model, not a curated record. Gene Ontology annotation, cellular component: membrane.